AGAGCUCCGGCUGCCAGUGCCCUUAGAAGGAGGAGUCGCGGACCCCAGUUUCUCCGGCUCCCCCGCUCUCUUGUGACCUAUCCCCGCCUCCACUCUUGCAGUUGCUUUUGAGUUUGCCGCGGAGGAGGAGGUAGGAGGAGAGGUAAAAGGCGGACGCGGUUCGCGUAGUCCCGGGUGCCAUGCGCCGCGCGAGCCGAGACUACACUAAGUACCUGCGAGGUUCGGAGGAGAUGGGAAGCGGCGGCUCCGGCGCCCCCCACGAGGGUGCCCUGCACCCCGCGCCACCCCAGGCCCCGCACCAGCCCCCGCCCGCCUCUCGUUCCAUCCUGGUGGCCUUCAUGGUCCUGGGGCUGGGUCAGGUCGUCUGCAGUGUCGCCUUGUUUCUCUACUUCAAAACCCAGAUGGACCCUAACAGGAUUUCAGAUGAUGACACCUGUUGCUUUAUAAAACUUUUCAAGCUCCAUGAAAACUCAGAUUUGCAAGACACGUCUCUGGAGGGUCAGGAUGCAAAAUUAAUGUCUGAUCCCUGUCGAAGAAUCAAACAGGCCUUUCAAGGAGCAUUGCAGAAGGAACUAAAGCUUAUGGUUAGGACAGAGAAUAUAAGAGCAGAGAAAGCUAUGAUGGACCAUCCUUUGUUGGAUUUCUCCAGGAAAACCCAGCCAUUUGCUCAUCUCACUAUUAAUGGCACCAAUAUUCCCUCAGGCUCCAGAAAAGUGAAUCUUUCUUCCUGGUACCAUGACAGAGGUUGGGCAAAUAUAUCCAAUAUGACUUUCAGCAAUGGAAAACUAAGGGUCAACCAAGAUGGCUUCUACUACCUCUAUGCCAACAUUUGUUUCAGACAUCAUGAAACUUCUGGUGGUUUGGCCACAGAAUCUCUUCAGCUGAUGGUGUAUGUCACUAAAACCAACGUGAAAAUCCAAAAUUCUGACACUUUGAUGAAAGGAGGAAGCACUAAAUACUGGUCAAAAAAAUCUGAGUUCCAUUUUUACUCCAUAAAUGUAGGAGGAUUUUUUAAACUGAGAUCUGGUGAAGAAAUAAGUAUCCAGGUAUCCAACCCAUCAUUACUGGAUCCUGCUCAAGAUGCAACUUACUUUGGGGCUUUUAAAGUUAGAGAUAUAGAUUGAGCCUCAAGUUUUACUGGUAGUAAUUAUACAUUUCCUAGGAUCUGUGUUAAUUUUUAAAAAUAUGUCAGAAAGAUGUUUCAUAGCUGUGUCAGACUACUAGGAGACAUGACUUAGAGCCUUCUGAGCAGAAUUUUACCCUCAGAUGUGUGCCUUUGACUCUGUGUGUACACGUACAGAGGGAGUGUCCUGGACUCAAGAUAUAUUCCAACAUACAGGCUUUAUUACACAAUGGUUUAUAUAUUUUGUAAUAAAUUCCUAGAAUUAAA
Messenger RNA from Phascolarctos cinereus (koala), 1390 nucleotides. It is a transcript of the gene TNFSF11, whose product is annotated as TNF superfamily member 11. Gene Ontology annotation, biological process: immune response. The record is from RefSeq and is a predicted model, not a curated record. Lineage: Eukaryota; Metazoa; Chordata; Mammalia; Diprotodontia; Phascolarctidae. Gene Ontology annotation, molecular function: tumor necrosis factor receptor binding. Gene Ontology annotation, cellular component: membrane.